Messenger RNA from Solenopsis invicta (red fire ant), 1752 nucleotides. RefSeq lists its product as uncharacterized. The record is from RefSeq and is a predicted model, not a curated record. NCBI's taxonomy places the organism in Eukaryota, Metazoa, Arthropoda, Insecta, Hymenoptera, Formicidae. The transcript has 3 exons. Gene Ontology annotation, cellular component: extracellular region. Gene Ontology annotation, molecular function: chitin binding. The coding region runs from base 40 to 1302 and encodes 420 amino acids.
GCGUCUUUGUUGGCUGAAGCUACCGAAUUAAACUUAAUCAUGGUGUUCAAGUUAGGACUUGUUAUAAUGGUUACCUUCGCAAGUUGCUUAGCGGACGAGGGAUAUUCGUAUGAGCGUCCCGACAAGUCUUUCGAUCGGGAAGAUAAUUACAAACCGCGCGAUCAAUCGAACGACGACGGGAUCCUCGGUGCGGCUGGGAAAGAUUAUCCGAUUUUCAACAAAGUUCCGUGGACGCAAUUCGCGUGCGAAUGGAGAUAUCCGGGCUAUUACGCCGACCCUGAGGCCAACUGCCAAGUGUUUCACAUCUGCCAACGCGGCGGGCAAAAGGACUCGUUCCUUUGUCCGAACGGCACGUUAUUCAAUCAGGAGACUCUGGUCUGCAUGUGGUGGUACACCGUGGAUUGCUCCCGCGCGCAAAGUUUCUACUCCAUUAACGAGGCGGUUGCAAAAGCAAUGGAGGAAGCUGAUAGCCGCAUCAGAACGCAGAAGCUACUCUGGAAUAAUCAACGCGACUAUGACGAGAAUACAUCUGGGAAUAUGAAUUGGCAGGAUAUACUACGAGAACCGAAGAAAGACAACACUCUAAUUCGUCAUAAUCAAGAUUUGGAUGACUACAAGCAACUUCCCGGUGAAACACUUGCGCAUUCUAAAUUUUCCGCUAAAACCUUGCCGAACGACAAUAUUCGUUAUGAGAAUAGACCGUGGAAUAAGAAUUGGGAGGAUAUACUACAAACACCGAACAAAGACAGCACUCUAAUUCGUCAUAAUCAAGAUUUAGAUGACGCCAAGCAACGUCCCGGUGAAACACUUGCGCAUUCUAAAUUUUUCGCUAAAACCUUGCCGAACGACAAUAUUCGUUACGAGAAUAGACCGUGGAAUAAGAAUUGGGAGGAUAUACUACAAACACCAAACAAAGACAGCACUCUAAUUCGUCAUAAUCAAGAUUUAGAUGACUCCAAGCAACGUCCCGGUGAAACACUUGCGCAUUCUAAAUUUUCCGCUAAAACCUUGCCGUACGACAAUAUUCGUUACGAGAAUAGAUUUUGGAAUAAAAAUUGGCAGAAUAUACUACGAGGAUGGAACAAAGGCAGCACUCUAAUUCGUCAUAAUCAAAAUUUGGAUGUCUCCAAGCAACGUCCCGAUGAAACACUUGCGUAUUCUAAAUUUUCCGCUAAAACCUUGCCGAACAACAACGCUCGUUACAAUUCCUAUAAUUCAUCGAAAUCGAAUAACAAAAUUGAUGCAGCAACUGAGAAACAAGCGACUUUGCAGCGUCCACGAGCGUUUUAUCUGCCUAUGUGAUUCGCAACUAAUCGAUCAGCGUUACGCACACAUCAUACAUAAUAUUUUAAACAUUUUAUGUAGAAUAUCUCGAUCGCAUGAAUUAUAACAGCUUUAUUUUUUUUUAAGUGUAGCAGAAAGUACAAUUGUGUGGGAAAUUACGUUUUAACACUUGAAGAGAUUAUUAUAAAGUUUAAGAAACGAGAGAAAAGGGAGUAACGGACUAAAUAAUGAAACUGCACAACCACAAAACUUCAGCAGAAUCGUUUAAGGUUUCCUUAGCAUUCUGUUGGCCCAGUUAACAGACUUUAGAAUCGUGCCUCACCAAGUCAUGCUCUUUUCAUGUAAUCAUUCGUACGUCGUAUAAAAUGUAAUUGCUUAAAGUAAUUGCGACUGACUGGUUGAGCAUAAAAUUUGCAAAGGGUCUAAAUUGUACACGUUGUUUAAAAUAAACUGUUCUAUGUGCAAAUA